UGAUUAAUGACAAUUUUAUAUUGUUACAUCCGUACUCUUGAGGUUGUUCUUUUUUAUAAUGGAAACUAAAUUAUUUUCUGGAACGAUACGUGUUUUAUAGGAAGUAGAGUAUUUAAUUGCCAGAUGUUGCAGAGCAUUUACUCCUGUGAAGCGGUGACGUAGCAGUUGUUUCCUCCAAUCCACCUCUUUUCACUCAUCUUUUUUAUCGUAAAUAAAUUAAAAAUCUGUAGUAGCAAGAUAAACACGAGUUGCUUAACCAAAAGGUAAUCCAACAGAGGAGUAAAGAUGCAACCGACAGGCAGUGGCGGUGGUGGAGGACUAUCCAGAUUCCGGUCAGCUCCGGCGACAUGGCUGGAAGCACUGCUAGAAUCAGAAGAAGAAGAUGUAAUCAUUGACCCACCAAAACCACCUCCACAUCAGCAAGCUUCCAUUGCAGGCACCCCCACCCCCUCCAGACCUACUUACGUUGAUCCCAAUAUCUUCUUACCUAGCCGACAGAACAGCUCUCCCGCCGAAUUCUUUUCUGAGAUCAACAAUCCUGAUGCCUAUCUCUCCAAUUACGACGACUACCUCUCCUCGUCCUACCACAACGUUAAACCAUCCAGGGCUGUCGAUGUAGACGACCAACAACCCAAGUUCACCACACAGCUCAGCGGAGAUCAGAGCGCGUUGUUGGAUGUUGAGAUGGAUAAGCUUCUGGGGGAUUCGGUGCCGUGUCGAGUACGAGCAAAGCGCGGAUGUGCCACUCAUCCUCGGAGUAUCGCCGAGAGGGUUAGAAGGACUCGGAUUAGUGACAGAAUAAGGAAGCUCCAAGAACUGGUUCCGAAUAUGGAUAAGCAAACCAAUACGGCAGACAUGCUAGAAGAGGCGGUUGAAUACGUCAAGUUUCUGCAAAGACAGAUUCAGGAACAAGGUUGGAUAAAGAGUCGUUCAUGAUCUCUCCUCUAGGCAAAAAGACGUGAAUGCCAUCUUCAUACUUAGCUUAUUAUUUGGAAAUAAACCUUAAAAACUUAUCUAGUCCCGUCUUGUCAUAUCUCUUCUAACAAACGCAAACAAGUCUUGCGUAUGUUGCAUUGGACAGGACUAGAUGAGGUUUUUAGGGCUAUUUCGGAUGAGGUAAGCAUUCACAUCUUUAAACAGACAUGAGAUCAAGGACGAGUCCCCAUCCCACCUUGUUCUACCUUUUUGGGAGAUGCAGAAAAAUUGCAAUUAUUUUCCCAUUGACAUCCAUCAGAGGCUGUAACAAUCAGGGAACUAAAGGAGCACCGAGACAAAUGCACAUGUGUGGUUGACGAUUGAUAACAGAAAAGAAGCUAACCUUUUUUCGAUCGUGGUUCAAGGGAUCAUAAUGGAGGACUAUGGUGCUUAUUCCAAAAUCUCAGAUCAAAUUAUAUUUUUCCUUUGUGAAACCAAGGAAAUACCAUGAGAAGUGAGUAAACUAGUCAGGGGGUAUGUGUUGUUGGCCACUCUCACUUGUGUCAUUAGUACCAUCUGUUCUCCAUUACACCUCUAGGAUUUCCUUGCUAAAUAGUAAACUUAUCAAUGGCUAAUACUCUCACUUGUAUACUUGCUCCUCCUAAUUGCUUACUCUUCAUGUUUUCUUGGGAACUAUGUUAUCUUUUAAAAUGCUAUGCCAAAAUGAAC
This is a messenger RNA of Lactuca saligna, 1644 nucleotides long. The record is from the annotation of a GenBank genome assembly. Lineage: Eukaryota; Viridiplantae; Streptophyta; Magnoliopsida; Asterales; Asteraceae.